CUCUGCGCCAGUGACGUCAGCAAAUGUCUCAUCCAGGAGCUGUGCCAGUGUCGUCCGUCUGAUGGGAACUGCUCCUGCUGUAAAGAGUGCAUGCUGUGUCUGGGGAAUCUUUGGGAGGAGUGCUGCGACUGCGUGGGGAUGUGUAACCCAAAGAACUACAGCGACACUCCAGCCACGUCCAAGAGCACCGUGGAGGAGCUGCAAAAUCCCAUCCCCUCGCUGUUCCGCGCCCUCACGGAAGGCGACGUGCAGAUCAACAUGAUGGUCGUGUCCUUCCCCGUCUCAGAGGAGCUGUCGCAUCACGAGAACCUGGUUUCAUUCCUGGAGAUGCUCAACAGCCAGCACGAGAACGUGACCGUGCCUGGCAACAGCAUCCACGGCAGCCUCGACAGUCAAGAGAGCAUGUGCACUGUGGUCUACUUUGACGACUGCGUGUCCAUUCGUCAGUGUAAACUAUACUGUGAGUCAAUGGGAGGAUCCAAGUACCGCUGGUUUCACAACGCCUGCUGCCAGUGCAUCGGACCGGAGUGCCUGGAUUACGGCAGCAAGCUUGUGAAGUGCAUGAACUGUCUCUUCUGAAGUGCGGGCACAUAUUGGUACCAAAUGCUUGCCCCAUACCGCAGGACUGGGGACAGAGGAAACUAUGACUGUUAUGUGCUAGCAUUCCUCAGUUACCUUGUAAAAUGCCCCCUGCAGCCCUCCUCCUACCCCUGCAAACUUUUAUUCUGCUGUUUUUGUUUCACUGUAUAUUUUUAGAUGUUUUUUUAUAGCAUUUUCUUUUCUUUUCUUUUUUUUUUUUUACUAGAGUUGUAUAUGAAUAAUGUAUUUUUACAAUUAUGGUCCGCUAAAUCCCAGUCUCAUGCCAAAUAAAGAUACGUUUUGGUGACUGUU
Neolamprologus brichardi is the source of this 891-nucleotide messenger RNA. RefSeq names its product twisted gastrulation BMP signaling modulator 1a (gene twsg1a). The record is from RefSeq and is a predicted model, not a curated record. NCBI's taxonomy places the organism in Eukaryota, Metazoa, Chordata, Actinopteri, Cichliformes, Cichlidae. Gene Ontology annotation, biological process: regulation of BMP signaling pathway.